This is a messenger RNA of Gekko japonicus, 6341 nucleotides long. It is a transcript of the gene SH3D19, whose product is annotated as SH3 domain containing 19. The record is from RefSeq and is a predicted model, not a curated record. Gene Ontology annotation, molecular function: protein binding. The transcript has 17 exons. Bases 478 to 2880 code for a protein of 800 amino acids. NCBI's taxonomy places the organism in Eukaryota, Metazoa, Chordata, Lepidosauria, Squamata, Gekkonidae.
AAAGAGAUCAAUCAAGUGCAAGUCGGUACAACCAGUCACAACAAUGCUGUUGGCACUGCUAAUUCCAAAUGUACUGCUACAUCAUCGACACAGACUGACUUUCCAGAGGAGAUAAUCAGCAAUUCGCUAGGAGUUAAUGAGAAAAGUAAUCCGCAUGCUGUUUGUGAAUGUGAAACCACUCCAGCUGUACAAAUUCCUCGCACUCCACCUAGGCCAUUUCCCUCUCUGCUGAACAACAAUCCUUCCAAAAAUGAGGACCUCCUAGUUGUCUUGGAAGAGCAGACAUGUCAGGAGAAGCCUAAUGCUGCCUUAUGCCCAGUGCCAAAACCAAGAUCAAAAGCCAAUCUGAAGCCUGUUGUUAAAGAAACUCAAAAUAAUACAGAAGACAAUCAUGAAGAAACAAGCCAGUCAAGGAACUCCUCCUCAGUUCAGCUGGAAUCCCUGCUAGAUGAUAGCUUAUUGGAUAGUCAUGUGGUGAUGGUCAGUAUGGAUAUAAACAAGAGCCAAAGCAGUAUAGUAUCACGGACCAAAGCUUUGGAAACACAGGCAAAUGCAGAAACUUCAGGACUAGUAAAGCAGCCAGAAAUUCCUCCACGUCCAUUAGCCCACAAGCCUAUAUUUAGUGUAAUAAAACCUGUGGUUGCUCCAAAGCCAGGAGUGACCAGAACUUCAGGUGAGUGGGAUUCAUGGACAGAAAACAAAUUUAAGGUUUCCCAGGAAAGACACCUUCAACCUCAGGAAGCCGGGAGCAGCAUUACAACCAAGCCUGAACUGCCAAAGAAACCCAAGCCAGACACUGUAAAAAGCAGUACCAAUGGGCCACUUAAUACAGGGGGCAGAUCGACUUCAGAGAACACAGAAGGACAGAAAAAAUACCCUAUUCCUGCUCCUAGGCCUCUUGUACCCAAGAAGUCAAUCUCUUUUGAAAGUCCUGCAGCUCCUCUUAUUCCACUGCAACCACCCACUUCUGCUUCCAGACUCUCUGUAGCUGCCCAGGCAAAUGCUUCCAGGUCUCUGGGGGAGCCAACUGCAAGCAGCCUCUCAGCACCUCCACGGCAGAGCACACCAUCUAGGGAAGGAGAUCUGAUCAGUUUUGAUGAUGACGUUUCACCAGUUAACUCAGAUGGGGCUGUUCCAGAACUUGCCCAUUCAGAAUCAGAUCUUUUAAAUUUGCCCUCCAAAAAAGAACCCGCAAAAGAACAGGUAAUCCAACCAGCUAUAGUGCGGAAGCCUACUGUGAUCAGAAUCCCAUCAAAAACAGCAAAAGCUUUAAAUGAAGUUUCAGAAAGUCCUCCACCACUUCCUGCCGAGAAGCCUAUUGGGAACACAUGCAGUAUAUCAACUGAAAAGCCCAAUAAUAUCAAAGCACCAAAAAAGGAAUCUGAGUGUUCUGGUUUGACACAGUUAUCUAAGAAUGAACCUACAAUGCCCUCAAGAAGAGGCAUUCGAUUCCGUACAGCCAUCCUGUUUACACCAACUAUUGGACUAUAUGAAUUUUGGCAAAGGAUUUCGCACAGGCCUGUUGAGGGGAAAAACAUACCAGCUCGACCUCCUCCCCCUAAGGGUGCCCCAGGAAGGCCACCACCACCAAAGAACACUAAGACUAAGCCCUCAUCAAGAACGGACAAUUUUUGUCGCUCAUCAUCUGACACAAUCCUCCACAAAAAACACAGCAUGUUUGGAUUAGGAGUUAAGAGGGCAAAGAGUCAGAUCAAUAAAAAUCAAGAUCCAGCAUUACCUCCUCGGCCUAAACCAGGUCAUCCUCUCUACAGUAAAUAUAUGCUUCCUGUGCCCCAUGGAAUUGCCAAGGAAGAUAUUUCUCCUAAAAAUACUGGAGGCCUUUCCUGCAAGCGCGGUGAUGUCCUUGUCCUUGUGGACCAUAUUGACAGCAAUUACAUUGAAUGCCAAAGGGGAGAAGAAACUGGCAAAGUGAGAUUAUCCCAGGUGGAGAUAAUAACACCAAUAGAUGAGAGUUCAAGGAACAGAGAGAAAGAUUCAGACAAUACGCAGACGAUCUCUGACACAAGUGUUCCUCAUGCUGUAGUCCUGCAUGAUUUUCUAGCAGAAGAUCCUGAUGAUUUGGGCCUAAAUUCUGGAGAGACUGUUUAUCUUCUGAAGAAAAUAGAUGAUGAGUGGUACAGAGGAAAAUGCAAAAAUCGCACAGGGAUCUUUCCUGCCAGCUUUGUCAAAGUUAUUGUUGAUAUUCCUGGAGAAAGCAACAGGAAAAAAGUACCGUCUUCAUCACCAAGUGUUACAGGCCCUAGAUGUGUAUCUCGAUUUGAAUACAUUGGAGACAAAAAUGACGAAUUAAGCUUUUCAGAAGGUGAAAUUAUUAUUUUAAAGGAAUAUGUCAAUGAAGAAUGGGCCAAAGGAGAGCUGAGAGGUGCUUCUGGAAUUUUCCCCUUGAACUUCGUUGAAGUUAUUGAAGAUCUUCCAGCACCAGAUGGUGGAGCAUCACUGAAGAAUGAGAAAGGGAAUUGUGCUUCAUUGACACAGUUGGAACAGCAUUCCGGAAAGUGGUGUGAUGCGCUCUAUGAUUUCACAGCAGAAACCAAUGAAGACUUAUCCUUUAAAAGGGGAGAUCACAUCUUGAUACUGGAGCGCGUGGACUCAGAAUGGUACAAAGGGAGACUAAAUGGGAAAGAAGGAAUUUUUCCUGCCAAUUUUGUACAUGUUUGCGCAGAAGGACCAAAACCUGCACCUUGGAAGAGAAGAUGCCAGGCCCUGCAUGACUUCCAAGCAGAGAAUGUAGAUGAACUCUCCUUCAAAGCUGGUGAUAUGAUUACCGACCUAGAAUCUGUAGGUGAAGACUGGAUGAGUGGAGAAUUACAUGGAAAGUCUGGAAUAUUCCCUAAAAACUUUGUUCAGAUUUUACAAUAAUUCUGAAGCUGAAAUCCAAUUCUUAGGAGGCUGGCUAUACAAGUGAACAGUUUUCCAACUCAAAAGACCAUGAUAGUUCAGACUGCAGAGUCUGACAUCUGUGAUCACUAGGUCUAAUCUUUGACUAUCAAAUGUAUUUUUGCACUAUUUUUAUAAACAUAUACAAGAUUAUACAAAAUCUGUUUCUAAUUAACUUGUUAGAAGCCCCACUUAUGUAUUGUACCAGAUUCUGCUACUUGGAACGAUAAAGUAGGUCAUCCAAGUUUUUCUAAAAUACAGUGAGUAGUCAAAUGCAGCUCUCAUUCAUCUCUUCAUUCCCAAUGUGAAUAUGUAGCUGCACUCAACUGUGAGGCAGACUAAUUGUGCUUGAAAUAAUGCCUAAGUGGGUUUAAGGCAUUAUUUUUAGUUUCCUGAAAGAGCAGGAUUCCCUUGCCAGAGAUCCAGUCCACAUAGGCAAGAGCAGGUGACAGAACAGACAGCACUACUUUAAACUGCACAUGCAGGAUCAUUUCCUUCCCUGCUUUGCCCCUUUGAAAUCAGUGCAGCAAGCAAAAGCAAGAGAAAGGAACAUUUAAAACUGAAAUCUACCACCCGGAGUCCAUCCUACUACCUCAUUUUACUGCAUGUAUGUGCUAGGCCUCAGUUGUAUAUUAAUCUUUUUCAACAAACUCCUGAAGAAGUUGUAUAUUAAUCUUUUUCAACAAACUCACAGCUUCCCAGAUAACCAAUUCAGUUACCUAACAAUUGUUACAGAAGUUCUGCAGUGUCUGUUCAUCUAACUUUUUAUCAAGCUGUUGAAGGAUACAUAGCAUUAGAAUUUCAUGAAAACCUCAGACAUUUGUUAUGAGAAUGGGAAGACGCAAUCAACACCAUUUAUCAUUAUGGUAUGAACUGAACACAAUUGCAAUUUGUAUUGUAGUAUCUGUUUGCCUCACUUUCUCUAAACAGAUUUUAUUUCUUUGGGUCUCUCAAAUUCAAGAGUUUAACUUACAAAGACCAGGAACUAUCACUACUACUGGGGAAAGUUCUGAAUGUAAAUUGACCUUCUGCAGCAUUCAGUUCCAAUGUGGGAGCUGGUUUUAUAAGAAGUCUUUAGUUCUGUUUUUUUUUAACAAAUCUGAUUUGAGCAUAGAUAAAACCAUAUCAGAGCAUUAAUUAUAAAAAGGUUUCUAAUCUAAAUACCAGAGACUAAGAUGCAAUAAUGCUAAUAUGUAGCUAGCCACAUGCUACUUCCCUUAAGCUGGCAAUAUAAUCGUUAGUGCACAGAUAAAGCAGUACGUCCAUGCAAUAGUAACUCUGCUUUGAACAAGGUGAAAAACUUUUUAAAAUUUGCCUCACUACUUAUAAGAUUCAUAAAGGGAACCCUGUUGUAUCAGACCCAGCAUCCUGUUUCCCAGGAUAAAAACCCUAAUGUUGUGCCCAGUGUCUCCUGCUAAACAUGGAGAUAACUGUUCCUUUUACUCAGAAAUGCCAAUAACUGUCUGCAAAAUCAGCAGCAACUCUUUUUUUUGGGGCUAAAGUACAGAUCCAAACUUCUUAGGAAGAACUGCCCAGUUGCUACUAUUUAUAGCCACUUCACUUUCUUCAAAAUCGGCUUGGUUUAAAAAAACAACAGAUAUGGGCCAAAACUACAGUUCAGUAUCUUUCCAAUAACGGGCAGUAUAGAAACAGACCUUUUCUCCUAAAGAGAUAAGCAGAUGACAAAAUAGUAGAGAUCAUAGUAUCUUCCAUCCAGCUGAGCCAUAUGCAAAUCACAGGAAAGUAUCUGAACAGAACUCAAAGUAAUCCUGGAGAUACAGGACAACGAAGCACUUUAUUGCACAUAACACUAACACCUAUUUUAGGUACUCUGUCUCGCUACUGGUUGAAUCCAGUGCAGAAUUUCCACCUGUAGCAGAGCUCCCGCACAAGUUAAGUGUCAGACACCACUGACAUCACAUGCACUAGAUCAAGCUUACUGUAUCUCCACUUGCACACUUCUGUUUGUGCAAGAUCUUGCGCAACUGAUUUAUGAAUAGAUGAGGAAAGUGCUAGGUGCUACACAAGAUCUUGCACAUGUAGAACUCGUUCUUUUAUUUCUGCUUGCCCAUCACUGGAUUCAAGCCUAUGUUUUGAUAUAAGCCUAACAGGACUGAGCUGCAUCACCAAAAACAAGACAGGAAAUACACUGACCUGUCUACCAGCAAGAAACACUUCUUUCUGGACACUUGGGUCUUCAUGAAAAUGUUACUGAUCAGUGCCUUUGUAUACAUACUUGCCCACUUGUUUUUUUGUCUGUGUAUGAAGGCCAAUAUGUUAUAGUGCAAAAUGUGCAUGGGCUGAAGUUUGGGAUUACUCUCUGCAGAAAUGUAAAGGCUCUGCAGCGGUUUCCAGCCUCGUCCUUCAGCUUUCAGAUGUGCAAGAUGCUUUUGUACUUUGUAUAAUUUUCUGUGGCCUUAACAGAGGCUUUAAGUAGCCCCUGCAACAGCUACCAGCUUGCACUACAAAAAAUGUUGGUUGCUGAAUCACAGCCUUAAGAUUUUUCCUGUUUUCUAUACACCAACACAUACUUUUGUCUGCAUUUUGAAAAAGGUAUUGGCACACGUUACGAAAGUUCAGCUAUUCCAAGCAGUGCAAUGUUUACGUAUUUGUUGACUGUAUUUCUCUAAUGUGUUCAUAAAAGUACGUUGAGCAAGUAGUGAUUUAGACAUUUACAGGCAGUGGGGAAUUAUUGUUUAGCCUUGUUAAUGAAUAAGCAUUAAUUAGUAUUGUAAGUUAGACAAUAUGGAUAAAUAUUACAUCCAUUAGCAUUUCAUACAUUUAAAUAAGCAUCUGGUUGAGCAACCCAAAUAUUCUCAGAUGUGUACACCAGGACUGACAGAUGCAGUAACUUCGCUCCAACAGUGCCAUCUAAAGGACUCUUAAUGCAGUUGUAUUAAAUGUGGGCUAAACUUGAAAAGACUCAGUAUUUAAAUGCAUUUAACUAGUUGACGCAGGGCUUUGAAUAUAAAGAUAAUUCUAUUAGCAUAUUCCUCUAAAUUUAUAAAUUAUCAUUAUGAAAUCUUGAAUAGAGUGUUUUAAUGACAGAAACGUUAUGUUCCAUGCAGUAGCUUAGAUCCAGAAAACUAUUACUUUUCCACCUUGCUAUGAGAGGGGGAAAAUACUGCAAGAUGCGUAAGGAAAUGGAAAAACCUGGCAGAGGUUGGAGGGAGGGUGCUAAGGGAGAGAAAAUGCAGCUCCAUUUCCCUUAUCAAAUCAUGCGAGUUCACCAAAAGUAUCCCCUCCCCCAUGGUGUUUCAGGAGCUACAGCAGGGACGUGGUGGUGAAAAAUCUGACACAUUAUCAUAUUUACUUUUCUGAACCCGGUUUUUUUACUUAUAGAAUAAUCUGCCCAUCAAUGAGAAAUUUGUGCAACUAUUUUGCUUUUCUAGAAAUUAUAAUUUUACACUGUUCUACAAUACCAGUAAGUUUGUAUUUAACCA